CCGCGGGCCAUGGCGGGCGAGGACCACCAGUGGCAGGGCAGCAUCCUCUACAACAUGCUCAUGAGCGCGAAGCAAACGCACGCAACUCCGGAGGCGCCCGAGGCACGGCCGGGGGGCGCGUGCUGGGGCUGCUCCUGUGGCUCGGAGCCCCCGGUGGGCAGAGAGGGGCUGCCAGGUGAACGGGCAGUGGCGCUUCUGUACCGCUGCUGCUUUUGCGGUGAAGACCACCCGCGGCAGGGCAGCAUCCUCUACAACAUGCUCACGAGCGCGAAGCAAACGCAGGAGACUGCGGAGGCGCCCGAGGCCCGGCUGGGGGGCGCGUGCUGGGGCUGCUCCUGUGGCUCGGAGCCCCCAGUGGGCAGAGAGGGGCUGCCGGGUGGGCGGGCCACGGUGCUCCUGUACCGCUGCUGCUUUUGUGGUGAAGACCACCCGCGGCAGGGCAGCAUCCUGUACAGCUUGCUCACCAGCGCAAAGCAAACGCACGUGGCUCCGGAAGCUCCUGAGGCGCGGCCGGGGGGCGCGUGGUGGGACCGCUCCUACUGCGCGCAGAGGCUGGGGGGCAGAGAGGAGCUGCCGCGCGGGCGGGCCUUGGCGCUCCCGUACCGCUGCUGCUUUUGCGGUGAAGACCACCCGCGGCAGGGCGGCAUCCUCUGCAACGUGCCCACGAGCGCAAAGCAAACGCACGUGGCUCCAGAGGCACAGCCGGGGGGCCCCUUGUGGGACCCCUCGUGCGGCGCGCAGCGGCGGGUGGCCCUCAAGAGCCCACAGGUGGUCUGCGAGGCAGCCUCGGCGGGCCUGUUGAAGACGCUGCGCUUCGUCAAGUACCUGCCCUGCUUCCAGGUGCUGCCCCUGGACCAGCAGCUGGUGCUGGUGCGCAGCUGCUGGGCGCCGCUACUCCUGCUGGAGCUGGCCCAGGACCGCUUGAACUUUGAGACGGUGGAGACCUCGGAGCCCAGCCUGCUGCAGAAGAUCCUCACCACCAGGCGGCGGGAGACCGAGGGCGACGAGCCGCAGCCACAUUUGGUACUGCCGCCGGAGGCCGAGCAUUUGCCGUUGGCCGCCGAGGUCCAAGCCAUCAAGGGCUUCCUCGCCAAGUGCUGGAGCCUGGACAUCAGUACCAAGGAGUACGCCUACCUCAAGGGGACCGUGCUCUUUAACCCGGACCUACCAGGUCUGCAGUGCGUGAAGUACAUCCAGGGACUUCAGUGGGGAACCCAGCGGAUACUCCGUGAACACGUCAGGGUGACACACAGGGGGCACCAGGCCAGAUUUGCCGAACUGAACAGCACCCUUUUCCUGCUGAGAUUCAUCAAUGCCAAUGUCCUGGCCGAACUGUUCUUCAGGCCCAUCAUCGGCCCAGUCACAAUGGAUGAUAUGAUGCUGGAGAUGCUCUGUGCGAAGUAAUGAAGGCACGGGGGCCACACACAUGCAGUUCACCAUGAAGCACAAAUGAGGAGCUGU
Molecule: messenger RNA, 1461 nt
Organism: Delphinapterus leucas (beluga whale)
Lineage: Eukaryota; Metazoa; Chordata; Mammalia; Artiodactyla; Monodontidae
Gene: NR0B1
Product: nuclear receptor subfamily 0 group B member 1
Biological process (GO): adrenal gland development; spermatogenesis; negative regulation of transcription by RNA polymerase II
Cellular component (GO): nucleus; cytoplasm
Molecular function (GO): transcription factor binding; transcription corepressor activity
Source: RefSeq, a predicted model, not a curated record